This is a messenger RNA of Verticillium alfalfae VaMs.102, 1338 nucleotides long. RefSeq lists its product as hypothetical. The transcript is spliced from 2 exons. Gene Ontology annotation, molecular function: DNA-binding transcription factor activity, RNA polymerase II-specific. The record is from RefSeq and is a predicted model, not a curated record. NCBI's taxonomy places the organism in Eukaryota, Fungi, Ascomycota, Sordariomycetes, Glomerellales, Plectosphaerellaceae. The coding region runs from base 1 to 1338 and encodes 445 amino acids. Gene Ontology annotation, biological process: regulation of transcription by RNA polymerase II.
AUGCCACGCAACGGCCAGACUAGCCAAGACGAACAGCCUUCCUGUGACGAGCAGAAACCCCAGUGUGCCAACUGCAUACGAUUCUGCAUCCCGUGUGACUUGACACCUGCAGCAUGCGCAGCCCCUGGGCCGCCGACGACCUUGGCAUCGCCUGCCGGCGGCGGCGAUACUCAUCCCUCCCAGUCCCAGACCCAGACGUCUAUCGUUCACCGGCGCGGACGGGGACGACCACGCAAAGACUGGGGUGGCGCGGCUUCGUCGGGGGUGUCAUUGUCCGCCUUGGAGCAAAGCGUCAGCCCCAUCACUCACGUGUCCACGCCUGACAGCUCCGUGGCCGAAGCAGCAGCAGCGCCAUCGUCUUGCCAGCUCAACGUCACGGACGCCGAGCUCCUGCUCCACUUCACCUUGCACACGGCCACCAGCCUUGGGGACACCCCCACUGAUCCCUGGGGUGAGGCAUGGGCGCGCAACGCCCUGAAGGUCGGCCUGGCCCACCAUUUUGUGCUUCACCUCGCCAUGGGCCUGGCUGGCUUUCAUCUGGCCCACCUGAACCCGCACGACCACGACAGGCAAGCGCACUACUUGUCAGCAGCUAGAUGCCACGUCUCGUCAGGCCUCGCUGAAGUCGCUCGAACCCUGCCAAAUUGCGACGAGUCCAACUGCGGCGCCGUCUACCUGGCCUCGCUCCUUGUCAGCUACUGCAGCUAUGCCGCCGGCCCCUCGAGUCCCAACGAUCUCUUCGUCUGCAGCGUCGGCGACGACACAUCUCAGCACCGGCCUGCCCUCAUCUCCGGUACCCGGCUCCUGCGGGAGUCGUAUCGACACGACUCCCUCUUUUCUGGCCUCAUGGAGCCCUUUGGCCCUGCGACCCACUUCUCCGUCGACCCGCGGCCGACGUACUUAUGCCACGGCUUUCCACGCAUCGACUGGGUCGGCCCCUUUGAGGAGCUGCGUGAGUUGAUCGGCUCGCUCGACAGCCCCAACAUUUCCGUGUACGAUCAGGCCGUGGACGGUCUUGAGGUCGUCUACGACGCCACCUACGGACGUGGCAACGACACCUACGACGGCGACAAGUCCAACAAGAUCAUCUUCGGCUGGCUGUACCGCAUGGAAGACAGCUUUCAGGCCUGUCUGCAGCGGAAGGAUUCAGUGGCGCUCCUCAUCAUGGCACACUUUGCCAUACUCCUCAGGACGAAGCCGUUCUGGUUCCUUGAGGGCUGGGAAGAUCACCUGCUCCAUCGCAUCGCUGAGCUCACUGAUGGCCAAUUUUCAUCGUGGCUGCCGUGGACUGAGGGAAGACAGAAACAGGGGCUGCCUUGUGAGAUUAUGGAUGUUUGA